AUGCCAUUCACAAUCAUCCUCUCAGCCGAAAAUGCCUCGGUCAAGAAAGUCAACAAAGCCAUCCUCCUCAUGGAAGACUACGAAUACGGCUGCGACCAUUCAUGGGCUCUACUACGUGAUGCCUCGCUCCCCAAGAAUCCCACCAUAGUCCCCGCCUCAAUCCCGCCUCUCGAUGUGAACGAGGAUACCUUCACAUCAGCCAAUAAUUCUUUCUGCGGCAAAACUGCAGAUCAAAUCCAUGACUUCAUCCAGGAAAACGAAUCCAAGCUCUCGAAAAUGGACCUAACGGUCUCCCAUUGGGUCAUCAUCGACGAGAAAGGCCUGGAAGCCGAAACCUGCUUGGUCUGCGAGAACACAGAAGACGAUGAGGACGUCGAGGAGCCGUAUCGCAUGGCGAGACUCCCGUGGUCUCAGGCAUGGGCGAUGUUCAGUAAUUUGGAUAUUGCGAAUAUGGAUUUUGACGAGUGGGUGGAUGAGGAGGCCAUGCGGGAUGAGGACGGGGCGUGGAAGUGGGUUGGACCGUUUUCGGAGAGUGAGGACGGAGAAAUCGAGAAGAAGAUACAGCUGGCGAUUGAGAAGGCACGAAGGGAGGAGAUAAUUGAUUAG
This is a messenger RNA of Aspergillus tanneri, 606 nucleotides long. RefSeq lists its product as uncharacterized. The record is from RefSeq and is a predicted model, not a curated record. NCBI's taxonomy places the organism in Eukaryota, Fungi, Ascomycota, Eurotiomycetes, Eurotiales, Aspergillaceae. The coding region runs from base 1 to 606 and encodes 201 amino acids. The transcript is spliced from 2 exons.